AGAUUUAGUGUCAAGUCUCGGGACGCUGCCUUCUCUCUUGGGCCUUGCGAAGGAGCUUCACCAUGCCGGAAAAGCGAAAACAUGAGGAGAUCAUUGAGCUGGACAUUGUUGUGGCCACUCGUGACAAUACUGCAAAACUGGGCUACUUUGUUGAUGACACUGUUGUGAAUCCUGGCUUGGGCAUCCCAUUCUACAAGACCGUCCUGGAAGGUGCCAACUACGAGCAUGCAGAUUGGAAGGACCAGGCCUGUGUGCGUACCUCUCAAAUUCACUGGCGUGAUGACCACAGCGUAUCAUGGCUGGAGCGACACAUGGAGAUGACGCAGGGCUUCAUCGUCAUUGGGAAGAACCCAGGACUCUUCGUGCUUGGGGAGCCAACACAUGACCGCGAGGACCUGGACGAGAAGAAUCGCGCAUUGCCUGAUCCAAAACGCACAAAGGCCUACAUUAUUCCAGCCGGUAUGGGGCUGAUUUUGAAAAAAGGCACUUGGCACGACUUUCCUGUGUCCUGUGGACCUCCAGUAUCUGCAUUCAUCUUGAACACUGAAGAGGUGGUCGAAGCUUUGGCGUCAAUGCCACAGGCUGGUCCCAUGAACCACGGAGACUGCUUCAAGCUACGGCUUUCGGACCAUUGGGACUUCAAGAUGAAAUUCCCAGACCCUCGUCCUUUUGUGCAAAAGCACGGAUUGGUUCCUGGCCCUGUGGCCAUGCCGCUCAUGGGCAAAGAGGGCUAUGGUGCUGGAAUGAAGAGGGAGGAGGUCAAAGCAGGAUGGGCCGGUGGCCAAAAGGUCUAUGUCAUUCCAGUUGUGAACGUCGAGGUUUUCGUCCCAGGGUGUGGGGGACCUGCAAUCCAGCCUCACUUGCAAUCUGUUCCGGAGCUUGCAAACAGGGGAUGGCGAGACUAUGGCAACCGUCGUGGCUUGCAAAGGUUGGCAAGCAUGUUCAAGGAGUUGAAGAUUCCGGCAACAGCUGUCAUCAACAGCGAGGCAGCGAAGCUCGAUUACGUGGCGAAGGUACUCAAGGAGUCAGGCUGGGAGUGUGGAGCUCACGGUCUGAACAAUUCUUCCGGCGCAGCCAAGAUGUCCCGAAGUGAGGAAGAGGCCUACUUCAAGCAGUCUUUGGAUGAUCUUCAGCAAAGUCUUGGCACACGACCGAAGACAUGGCUUACUCCCGGAUUUUCUGUUACUGAGCGCACUCCAGAGAUUGCUGCUCAGUCAGGCAUUGAAGCCUUCCUUGACUUUGUUGACGAUGAUGUUCCAUACUACAUCACGCAUGAGGAAGGCAAGCGUACAUUGUGCUUACCGUAUUGCAUGGAGACAAACGAUAUCUCUCUAUGCCUGACAAAGCAUUUUGAUGGACGCCAGUAUUCGCAGGCCAUUGAAGAUCAUGUUCGCCAGCUUGCCAAGGAAGAUGGCGAGAAAGUAGUUUGCCUUGGAAUGCACACGUUCAUAGCUGGAACUCCUGCGAGAGCCCUUGCUCUUACAGAGGUUCUGGGGCGACUGCAAAAGGUGCCUGGCGUUUGCUUCGCCACUGCUGCCCAGGCUGCAGCGGCUCCUUGCUGCAGCAGCAGCUGAUGGUUAGAAGCGGAAGGAAGCAAUGGUAAAUUCUUCGGAACGUUCAAUUAUCAUUGCCAUAGAAGUAGAGCUAUUUGUCUCACAGUAGGAGAACACGCUUCUGAGUGAGGCAACACUAGGCUUGGCUAUCCCUGCAGGUGGCCUCCGCUAUCCAGAAGCAGUGAGCUGAAGAACAGGUGACCAGAUGACACCGAUUGAGAAAUUCAAAGCCGCCAAACAUCACGUUGUUCUCCAUUGACAA
Durusdinium trenchii is the source of this 1815-nucleotide messenger RNA. Lineage: Eukaryota; Dinophyceae; Suessiales; Symbiodiniaceae. The record is from the annotation of a GenBank genome assembly.